This is a messenger RNA of Toxorhynchites rutilus septentrionalis, 929 nucleotides long. RefSeq names its product putative nuclease HARBI1. NCBI's taxonomy places the organism in Eukaryota, Metazoa, Arthropoda, Insecta, Diptera, Culicidae. The record is from RefSeq and is a predicted model, not a curated record. The transcript is spliced from 3 exons. The coding region runs from base 90 to 749 and encodes 219 amino acids.
UUCAUGUUAAGGAAAAGCUGGCGGCGUGUUUGAGAUUUUUCGCUGAGGGAAACUACCAGCUUGGAGCGGGAAAAGAUUUCCAUAUUGCGAUGGCACAGUCCACUUUUUCUAAGGUGUUAUCUGAAAUGCUGAACAUACUGGAGCGAAGAUUAUGUUCUAAGUGGAUAUCAUUGGAAAUGUCGGAAAAUGAACAGCGACGUGCCAAGCUUUAUUUCUAUGAGAAAUCUGGAAUUCCAGGAAUAAUCAUGUGUGUUGAUGGAACACAUAUAAAAAUAAUCCCCCCUAAUCAGAAUCGAAAUUUAUUUUAUAAUCGAAAGGGGUUCUACAGUCUGAACGUUCUCAUUGUUUGUGACGAUCAGCAGAGGAUCCGUUUCGUUGAUCCUAGCUUUCACGGAUCUAAUCACGAUGCCCAUAUAUGGCGAAUAAGCCCUGUACGAACGUAUUUCGAGCAGAUGCAUCGAAACGGCGGAACACAAACUAAAAUACUGGGUGAUGCAGGCUACCCAUCGGAAUCAUGGCUGGUAACGCCAUUCAGAGCUCCGGAAGAAGGCAGUUUGGAAAGCGAUUUCAACCAGAGGCAUGCUUUAGGUCGAGGCAUAGUCGAACGAACAAUCGGUGUUCUUAAAAAUCGUUUUAGAUGUUUACUUGGAGCGCGACAACUACAUUAUACUCCUACAAAAUGUGCUCAAAUUGUGAAUGUGUGCUGUGCACUUCAUAAUAUAUGUUUGGAAUACGGAUGCUCUCAGUAGGGGGCAUAUUUUGAUGAGUCAUAUCAAUAAAUUUUUAUUCUCUCCAAUACUAGCAACUAUCAUCUAUUUUUACUUUUUGUAUGCGAUAAAUAAAAUAAUACGAUUUGGUGAUCUAAUGUCUAAAUCUUGUGUUUAUUUUUAUAAUGCAAUAUUUGAAUGUUCGGAAAAAUGUUCAAUUUG